AUGAGCUCCUACCUGGAGUACGUGUCAUGCGCCGCGGGCGGUGGCAGCGGAGGGGGAGGCGGCGACGUGCUCGGCUUCGCACCCAAGUUCUGCCGCGCCGACGCGCGCCCCGUGGCCCUGCAGCCCGCCUUUCCCCUGGGCAGCGGUGACGGCGCCUUCGUGAGCUGUCUGCCCCUGGCCACCGCCCGGCCCACGCCGUCGCCUCCCGCGGUCCCCGCUCAGCCCCCGGGCCCGCAGCCCGCCGCUCCCCGGUACGCGCCCUGCACCCUGGAAGGCGCCUACGAGCGGGGCGCCGCACCUGCCUCUGCCGCCGAGUAUGGCUUCUUGGGGUCCGGGCCGGCGUUCGACUUCCCGGGCGCACUUGGGAGAGCAGCGGACGAGGGCGGGGCGCACGUCCACUACGCCACCUCGGCGGUCUUCUCCGGCGGGGGAUCCUUCCUGCUCAGCAGCCAGGUAGACUUCGCUGCCUUUGGCGAGCCUGGCUCCUUCCCCGCGUGUCUCAAGGAGCCCGCCGACGGCCACCCCGGGCCCUUUCAGACUGUGUCCCCGGCCCCCGGAGCCUGCCCCAAGCCCGCCUCUCCCACCUCUGGUCUCCCGGCCGCCCACAACACUUUCGAGUGGAUGAAAGUGAAGAGGAACGCCCCCAAGAAAAGCAAACUGUCCGAAUGUGGAGCCACAAGCCCCUCCAGUGCCAUCCGCACGAAUUUCAGCACCAAGCAACUAACAGAGCUAGAGAAAGAGUUUCAUUUCAAUAAGUACCUAACUAGAGCCCGACGCAUCGAGAUAGCCAACUGUUUACAGCUGAAUGACACCCAGGUCAAAAUCUGGUUCCAGAACCGUAGGAUGAAACAGAAGAAAAGGGAACGAGAGGGGCUUCUGGCUACAGCUGCCUCUGUAGCCUCGCUUCAGCUUCCUCGGUCAGAAACAAGUCCCAUCAAAUCUGGCCGGAAUCUAGGAAGCCCAUCUCAGGCUCCAGAGCCUUCCUGA
Messenger RNA from Apodemus sylvaticus (European woodmouse), 987 nucleotides. RefSeq names its product homeobox D1 (gene Hoxd1). Bases 1 to 987 code for a protein of 328 amino acids. The record is from RefSeq and is a predicted model, not a curated record. Gene Ontology annotation, biological process: regulation of transcription by RNA polymerase II. The transcript is spliced from 2 exons. Lineage: Eukaryota; Metazoa; Chordata; Mammalia; Rodentia; Muridae. Gene Ontology annotation, molecular function: DNA-binding transcription factor activity, RNA polymerase II-specific; RNA polymerase II cis-regulatory region sequence-specific DNA binding. Gene Ontology annotation, cellular component: nucleus.